UUUUUAACUCCAACCGUUUUAGUCUGUCCGUAACAAAAUCUCAGACAGUAAAAAAAAAAACAUGCACAGACAAUUCCAAAUUAAACCCUGCUGCUUGUUGAUGUCCUAAGACACGAAACGAUCGGUUUAUGCGAGAAACAGGACUGUAUUUAUAUUAUUUAUACCUCUAAUACAGCGCUUCUUCUUUUGAGUUUUAAUGGCGGGUUGCGAAGCAACUUCAUAGUUGCAUACUGCCAUCUACUGUAUCGGGUGCACGGCUUGAGGGCUAUACUCGGCUCAGACCCUUUUGCCAGUAUGAAGCCGAUUUCAACGGUUACUGCAGAAAGCGUCAGCACGUACGCUCAGCUCAUCACUGGAGGGGCGUGUGCACAACGGGUGAGAUAAAACCUCAACGCCUGACUGAAUCAUCCCUUUUCGACGCCAUACGUUGAACUUGAGAAUGUAUCAUAUCGUGGAGUUUGUCAAUUCAAAGGAGGUUGAAGUUGUCCACUCUAAUUGGCUGGAAGGAGGCAAAAGUUUCUGGCCCCCUUUUGUAUCUCUUGCAAAGCUCCGUAGGGCAACUAAAGAUGGGGUGAUGCCAGGUGCUGACUGGACUCGAUUCAGAGUCCGUGUGAUGUAUUCACAUGACGUGUAUGAGAUUGCCUGUGCAAAGCUGCUAGAGGCAACAAUUACCUCUGAUCUAAAUACUGAAGAUGAGGACAACAGGCCAGAGUACAUGAAGAGAAAGAAUAGAGAAUGUAAAAGAAUUGUAAGCAGCAGUGAAGAGGAGGAAGAGGAGCAGGGAAGGACCGCUGCACUUCGUGCCCCAACCAAAAAGAAAACUUACACUCAACUUGCACCAGCCCCCUGCAUCCCAUCUCUUGGUGCUCUAGGUGAAUGGAGUCAGCCAGCUGGUCAAGGUUUUUGGUCCCCAGGCCAUAUUUCAGAGACCACAGUGGAUCCCCCUUCUGAUGCAAACAACUCGGCAGCAAGUCCGCGGGCUUCUCCCCUUUCAGCGAACAUCACAGCGCUUAGUCCACCAUCGUGGUCUCCAGUCUCCAUUACCAACAGCCUGAGUGCUACACCUACUGACACCCCAACCCAUGCAGCAGCUGGCAGAAGUCAGUCAUCAGACCAAACUGGAUUUCAACUCACACCACAAGUAUAUGACACACAACACAGGUCUUCUCGGGAGGCUGUGCCUACAGCAAUUGCUAAGGAGAUUCUCAUCCAGCUCGAUUCUAUUAGGGAGCAGCAGUUGCUCAUCCUGGUGCAGCUCCAAAAAAUCUCCAGCAGUCAAGCAGUUCCAGACUUCACGCCAGACCCAACACAUUUUGGGCCCCCACUUUCAACUAUUGAGGAGCUCCAAUGUUUGGAGGAGACAUUAAAGAAUCCAGAGGAGAAGAAGAAUUUGACUGUUCUUCUUGGAAUGGUCGGAGGCAUGACUCUUAAAGACACAGUGGGGCGGGUCCUGAAAAGAACAAUGAACUCUUCGCUGGCGAGACUCAUUAAUUGGAGUGGGGCCAACCGAAAGCCUGCAUUCAAAGGGCUCACUUUGAAAAGUGUGGUUCUUGAUGCAGUCCGCCGGAAUGCCCUGACCAAAGAUAAUACAGAAAAGGAGAUAGAGCUCCUCAUCACCAGGUGGCUGCAGCUAGCAUCUGAUAGGGAUGGUGGCAGAAGCCAGAGGGCGAAUAGACAGACAAUGAAUUAAACUGUUUUAAAAUUUAAAAUGUUGAUAUUGGAAAAUUCGUAUUUGAACUGAUUGAUUUUUUUUUUUUUUGUGCGUGUGUGUGAGAGAAUGAGAGAGAGAGAAUGUGUGUUCAAGUAAAUAAAAAAUGCAUUAAACAUGAAAUCCUUGUGCUUCCUUGUGUGUUUUAUUUUCAGUUAUGUUGCAUAACGGUUGCUUAGCAAUUUUAGUAUUAACCAAUCAAUAAAAUCAAAGUUUAAACAAGCCCAAAUAAGGAACGGGAUUGGAGGGGAGCUUACGUUCUCUCACUCGGGGUUCCGCAAUCGGG
Molecule: messenger RNA, 1994 nt
Organism: Megalobrama amblycephala (Wuchang bream)
Lineage: Eukaryota; Metazoa; Chordata; Actinopteri; Cypriniformes; Xenocyprididae
Exons: 9
Coding region: 440-1690 (416 amino acids)
Source: RefSeq, a predicted model, not a curated record